Molecule: messenger RNA, 1219 nt
Organism: Pyrus x bretschneideri (Chinese white pear)
Lineage: Eukaryota; Viridiplantae; Streptophyta; Magnoliopsida; Rosales; Rosaceae
Product: superoxide dismutase [Fe], chloroplastic
Exons: 9
Coding region: 69-1028 (319 amino acids)
Biological process (GO): superoxide metabolic process
Cellular component (GO): chloroplast nucleoid
Molecular function (GO): superoxide dismutase activity; metal ion binding
Source: RefSeq, a predicted model, not a curated record
CUAUUCAGUCCCAUCCCCUGUUAAAAGUGUUGAGCUGCUGCUUUAUCCAAAGUUUUCAACUUUAAGACAUGGUUACACCAGUCGGAGUUGCAGCAGCAGCAACGGCACCCCAAGCUACGACUGGUCCGCUAACGUGCGCACUGGGUCCGUCCUGUCAAGGGCUCAGUGGAAGUCUGGGACCGGCUCGCAGUUUGCAGUGGCCAAAGAAACAGAGAAAAUGCAGAAGGAAAGUCGGUGCCAUCGAUAUUAGGGCCCAAUUUGAGCUGAAGCCUCCUCCAUAUCCACUGGAUGCAUUGGAGCCGCAUAUGAGCAAGGAGACGUUAGAGUAUCACUGGGGGAAGCACCAUAGGGGUUAUGUGGAUAACCUAAACAAGUUGAUAGCAGGAACAGAACUAGGUGAAUUGUCAUUGGAAGAUGUCAUACUUGCUACAUACAACAAGGGGGAUAUGCUCCCACCUUUCAAUCAAGCAGCGCAGAUCUGGAACCAUGACUUCUUCUGGGAAUCCAUGAAACCAGGUGGCGGGGGAAAACCAUCCGGGGAACUUCUAGAACUAAUUAAUAGAGACUUUGGUUCUUUUGAGAGAUUGAUUGACGAUUUAAGGUCAGCUGCAACUACACAGUUGGGUUCUGGCUGGGCUUGGCUUGCAUAUAAAGCAAAUAGACUUGAUGUUGGAAAUGCAGUAAAUCCUAAGCCAUCUGAUGAAGACAAGAAGCUUGUAGUGGUGAAGAGUCCUAAUGCCGUUAACCCGCUUAUUUGGGAUUAUUCUCCACUCCUUACUAUCGAUGUUUGGGAGCAUGCUUACUACCUCGAUUUUCAGAACCGGCGAGCAGAUUACUUAUCAAUCUUCAUGGAGAAACUUGUAUCGUGGGAAGCAGUCAGUUCUAGGCUUGAAAUAGCGAAGGCUCGAGCUACUGAAAGAGAGGAAGAAGAGGAAAGGAAGAAGAGAGAGGAGGCGGAGAAAACAUCAGACGGUGAAGUUCCAGAGAUUUAUGUGGACAACAAGAGCGAUGACUCAGAGACCGAAUGAGUUCAGUUUAUUUGCAGUCUAGAUAAUCCGGGAACAGUUAUAGGCUCGUUGCCUUCCAAAUGUAAUAGAGGUGAUCUAAGUUUAGGCGGCAUGUACCAAAUUUUGUGUAUCCACGAGGAAUGAGUUGAUAGAAUGUAGGGCACGAUUUAGCAAAAAGUAAUACAACACGUUGUUGAUUUUUCUCAAGGAAA